Molecule: messenger RNA, 5550 nt
Organism: Patella vulgata (common limpet)
Lineage: Eukaryota; Metazoa; Mollusca; Gastropoda; Patellidae
Exons: 3
Coding region: 112-3321 (1069 amino acids)
Source: RefSeq, a predicted model, not a curated record
AUCGCGAGUGUUUUGGGAAUUUCCCAAAUUGCAUUACGCAUUUUUAGGUUGAUGGAACGCUGAGCUCAAAGUUUAUGGAAUUCAAAUUUUUUAACAUUUAGCCUGUCGUCAAUGGAAGAAGAUGAUACAAUAAUUAUUCUAGCUUCCGGUACAAGUAGCGAAGACGACGCAUGUAUAGAAACUUUUAUUCGUCGAAGAAGAAAGUUGAGACGCAAAAUAAGGCAUGGGGAUGGCGGUAAAAAUGAGCACAAGUUCGAUGCUAAAGACAAAUCAAAAUACGUUUUUCCAAGAAAGUCUAAACAAAUCGAAACUUAUAAAUCUGAAGGAAUGUGUUGGUCAGAUUUUAAAACCAGAAAGGUGGAGAAAAAGGAAAAUUCGGAGAAUUCUCUCUGGUCCCUUCAUAAUGAUAAUGCUAAUACCGGUAGUGGCACUGACACUGCUGAUCCUAAUAAUAAUAGUAAUAUCGGUAGCAACACAGACACUGCAGAUCCUAAUAUUGGUAGCGACACUGACACUGCAGUUGGCACUGAAGAAGAAAUAUGGAAAAAUGAUAUUGAACUUGCAAUGGUUUUAAGUCUCCAGCCGCAUUACCUACCAAAGACAAUUGAUGAGGAACCCAGUAGGAAUGGCAUAGUGACCAGUUUACAAAAUUCUGUUCAAAACACAAGUAUUAAUUGUAAUUUACAUGUAGAUUGUGAUACUAAAAUCAAAAUGACUUCUGAAACUUCAAAAAAUUCAGGGAAGUGUAUUAUUUCAACAAACAAAAGAAAACCUUUUAAACCAAAGUCCACAUCUCCAAAACAAUUUCGUAAUAGUUGUGACAAAUCAAUGAGACCGGAAUCCUCCAGUUUCAAAGUUAAAGACUAUAUGAUCAAGAAGAACCCUGCAUUUAAGUCUUUUGAAACAAAAUACAAAGCCAAAAAGAUAAGUUCACCACAAAAGUUUCAUCCAUAUAGGAACAAGAUUCAUAUAAAAAAUGAAAAUUUGGAUCCAGUUAAAAAAAAGCAUUUGAGUAAUAUUUCUCAGGGUAAGAAUUACAGUAACCUCUUUUCAGCACAUAAAAGUAAGAUAUCCUCAGAACCAACAUUAAAAAAUGAGAUUCGAUCACUAAAAUCGUCUGGACUUUCAAGAAGAAAAUUGUUAACAAAACUGAAUUGUUCUGGAAAAAGUUGGUCUCAUAUUAAAUUCGAAAAGGCCAAUACAAGUAAGUGUUUGGAAAAUAAAAUGACUGCUUUAACAUGUACAGAACUAAGGAAAGAUUCUUUUUCUGAAGAGGAAUUCUCUGAUGAUUUACCUGACCUUGAUGGUGUAAAUAUAGAUCAUUUGAAAAUGUUGAAAGCAAGUUCUAAUAAGGGCUUGGAAAAGGUUAAAGAAUCUCAUGCAAGUAGUGAUAGUCCUAUGAAAAAAAUCAAAUUAUCAACAAAUAAAGGUUUAUCUGUAAAAGAAUGUACAUCCGGAUUACUUUUUACACCAGAACACAAAAACAAGUUGGCAAAACUUUUAUCAACAGUAUCAUUCAAAGAAAAGAUAAGUAAGGAAAACUGCCCAACAGAUGGAUCAAGCCCAACUAGAAGUCAAAAUUCGGACAGUAGACAUUUUAUGGAUAUUUUAGAUUGCUUAAACAGUAAAGGUAAAUUACCCAAUGAAAGUGAUCAGUCUGAUGCAUCAGUUUCUUUGGCAUCAGUCCCUCCUUAUUUGGAUGGAAAUAUAUCAUCGCCGGAUUAUUUUGUACAAUACACCAGAGAAUCUUGUUACAAGAAGGAUCUCAGGUAUCAACAUCUGAGCAAUAAAACAUACGAAAGUUCUUUUGAAUCCCUGCGGUCGAACGGUGUCAAUACAGAUGACAUUGAAAAGAAUACAUCGAAAUGGGUUGAAAGUCAUUUGGAUAUUGUAAAUAGAGACAUGGUAACUGAAAAUUUUCCAUUUGAUGAGUCUGUUGAGAUUGGUGCUAAAACUAUGACUUUUUUAAGAAAAGUGUCCGUUAAGACCCCUAGUUCGAAACCCUGUGAUAACAUAAUUCCUCAAACCAGUAGGAGAAGCCAACAUGUAGGAAGUUUUUGUAAAAUAACAUUUCCACCUUCAUCAAUUGAUAAUAACAUUAUAGAUUCAUUUAGUGCUAUGCAUUUAAAUAACUUAGAUGCAGCUAUGGAAGAAGGAGAUACAUUCUUUGAUUACAGUCUUAAUAUGCUAAAGAGCUUUGUGAGGCAAAAAAAGCCAACAAUUUCAGUAGUGGAAGACAUUUUGCUUGAAAAGGGCUUGCUUGGUAACCAUGGUGAUGAAAUUUGUGUAAAAUCAUACAAUUUAUUACGUUUUGUUUGGCAGACAUACCCAGAUUUGAUCAACAUUAAAUGGGAUUUGCUUAGUGAUGUUAUUGCUGGAGUUACAUACAGAAAGAAUUCAUCAUCUUAUACAAAUUUACAUGGUGGUUUAUUACUUCAUUUGUAUGUUUUUGGAUUGGAAGUGAACUUGUACAAGAACAGCUUGAAAAACCGUGAUAAAUUGUUAAAAACUUUGGUGUUUAAACUUCUGUCUGUUGAUGCUGCUUUCAGAAAUUUAAAAGAAAUUGUGAAGUGGAUUGAGUUUUGUAUCAAUUCUACGGAAAUAAGAGGAGAUGGAUUCUUGCAGAUGAAUAUAUUUCCCUUGCCAAAUAAUGAAUUAGGAGAGAAACAAUUGUUACAAUUUGAUUCUCCAUAUAAACUCCUUCCAGAUUUAAACAGAUUGUUAAAUCUUGGUGUAGAAAUAAGUCGAAGUUGUGUGGAAGCUGCCAAACGUGUGGCUGGUGAAUUAGAGAAGAUUUACAUAUAUUUAUCGGAUAUCAAACGCAAGAAGAUGCUACUUCAUUUUAUAUCUUCUGAUUUAUUGAUGUUAAAACUCACACAGAGGGUAAUGGAAGACUAUUGUGAUGGUACUAUAUUAUCUUCUACUGAUUUUCCAGUUUCAUUUCAUAGACUGAAACAAUCUUAUUUUAGUGCCUAUCCUCCAAGAAGUCCUAUUUGUACACCACCCCAGUCUCCCUCAGAUGAUGGAGAUUUUAAUGGUUUAAAUCAAUAUUCUACUGAGUGUGUUGAAGAGCUGAGUUUACUUGUGUUUUAUGUGGUAAAAAGUUACCUUGCAUGCAGGAAAAGAGUACUUUACGAACCAUUGCAUCAAAGGUACAAUACUGAAGUUUUUACAGAAAUUGAUAGAAGUGGACUGGCAAGCCUGCCACUAGAUGCUCAGCAGUUCUUUCAACAUAUUCAGCAACUAGCUCCAGAGUUAUCCCAAGCAACAGAACAAAACUGCAUAAUGUUGACCUGCUUAUCAGAGACAAUUCAAGAUUAAGACUUCAUUACCUCUGGGAAUAACAAAACAUCUGUUUUUUUUCUUCCCAGAUUAUACAUGUACAUGUAUAUACACAGAAAUAUAUAGGUACUGUAGUAAGAUUUUAAAAAGUUAAAAUAAUCCAGUUACAAUGUACAUUGUAAAUGAAACUGCAUAAUGUUAAUCUGCUUAUGAUAGACAAAUCCAAAUUAGUUAUUCCCAGAUUUGUUAUAGAUUAUUUAGUGUAGGUAGAUAAGAUUUAAAAUAGUUACUUAAAUUAAAGUUGUCCAUAUGUACAUGUUGGUAUAAGAAAUGUACAAUAUAUUUACAAAUUGACCUUAAUUCAUGUAGCUGAUAGCUUCAGUUGACUGAAUUUGAUCUAGUCCCAAUUUUAAUCAUAUCAGCCAAAUUGUCAAAGAUAUCAAUGAUUAUUAUUGGAUUAUGAAUACAUGUUAAUUUCUACAUGUACAUAGUAAUCAGCUAAAAAUAUAAGCAACCCAAAGUAUGUAGUAAAGUAUUUAUGGUAAAUGAGUAUAAGACAUACAGUGCCAAAUAGCUGGUGGGUUCUUGAAUGGAUAUAUGUUCAGGUACAUCUGUUUGUUUUUGGUUAGAUUAUAAUUACAUGAAAUUAUUAAUGUUUGUUGUAAUGGAGGGAGGGAUGGAACGGAAUGACCGUUUGGGUGUACAUAAGGCAAGUAGAUGUAUACAGUAAGGUACUUGUUCAAUUAAAACCAAUGUAUCUUUAAUGCCUGUUUGAAAAAUCAAACUUCUAAACUGUUUUAUGACAUAUUUAUUGAUUACAAUGUCCAUGUAUGAACCUUUUCUUGUACAACAAUAUUUAAACUACUACACUACAUAUUACAUGUUCUUGAAACAUGGUUUCAGUGGUAAGCUAAUAAAAGUGGAAUACUAUAUAGGACACAAUCUGCGAAAUACAGUUAAUGUUAUUAAGGAUAUUGCAAUGAUACAUGUACCUUUAAAGGUCAAAUGUAGACAGUUUUCCGAAUCUAAAGAUUAAACAUAAUACAAUAUUAUUAUUAAAAGAAAGAACUUGACUGCAGAUGACUACUGUUAGAUCUUCAUUCAAUCUCGGGUUGUUUUUUUUCCUAUGUCAAUAAAGCUUUAUUAUCGCAUAAUUCUUUUUAUACACCCUUGUGGAAAUGUGUUCUUAUAUUGCCGUCGCCCCCAUCUGUACGACCGUCGUCCACAAUUUCUUGGGAACACUCUACAGACUACAUUUAUCAUCUUAUUGUUUUGAUAUAUAUGUUGUUUACAUCAGUGAGAUGAGGAAUCCUAUUUGAUUUCCGUUAAUUUCUUCUGGAGUUAUGGUCCAGGUUUCAUUUUGUUGAACCUUGUGAACGCUCUAACGACAAAAGUUAUCACCCGGUCUGUAUGAAAUUUAUCUGCAUCAUUAAAGCGGUGAACAUACUAGCCGAAUCAAUCGGCGUCGAAAUUCGCCUAGUUUGAUAUAUUCGGCCGAAUUAUAUUCGUCUAGUGUGUCCGCUUCGCCGAAGCAUUCGCCCGAACAUAGAAUUCAUUAGCCAAUCACCACUCAUCAUCCAUUCAUAUCAAGAAGUCACGUGAUUGUUUGAAGACGUGGUCGCCGCCAUGAUUAAUCAUGUGACGUGAAAGGUGAUGCAAUCGACUGGUGAAUCAUGUGAAGUAUUCGCCUAGUGUGUCCACCCAUUUGGCCGAAUAAAAUUCGGCGCCGAUUAAUUCGACCGAAUGAUUCGGCUAAUGUGUCCACCACUUUAGAUUAGUGAAACGAAGAAGGCUAUUGAAUUUCAGCCAUUUCCGUUAAUUACGUCUAAAGUUAUGGCCCGCUCUGACAGAAGUUAUCAUCUGAUCUGUAUGAAAUUUAUAUGCAUCGUUCAAAUUAGUAAGACGAAAAAGCCUGUCGAAUUUCGACAAUUUAUGUAAAUUACUUAUAGAGUUAAUAAUAAUAAUAAAUAAUAAUGUCCUAAAAUCCAACCGAAGCUGCUCUUUGGUAACAUUAUGGUCAGUUAAAAGAAAAACACUAGUUAAAAGGAGUACGCGAUCAACUGUUAAAAGAGACCAUUUCUACAAAGAUGGGUUUUAAGAUUCCUUAUAAAACUGUCAGUUGAUGCACAGUGUUUAAGUUCUAUAGGAAAAUCAUUAGAAUUCCACAGUUAGGGUCCUUGUUUCAGUUUGUAGAACCUUGUGAACCUUCAAAUGACAAAAUUAUAAUCUGGUCUGUAUGAAAUUGUCUUGUAAAUGCCCCCGAUUACC